GACUUGCUUGGCACACGUGUAUUUUCUCUGGAUGGAACAUGCAUCGCUGAAAUGAUCGACUGCGCUUCAGAGAGGCCUCUGAUGUAUGCAUGACACGCCGUGCCAAACAGCGCCCUGUGUGGAUGUGUAUGCGGGGCCCUGGGUACCGUAGUAGGCACUACAUGCGGAGAACCGCUCGCUUUACACUGGCUGGACACGCAAGGAUGGUUACAUGGCCCCUCCCCCCCGUCGGCGACACGUCUGCCAGCUGUUCCCGGCUCGGUGCGUCCCCCAUGGACAUGGGCCGCUGCCGCCGCUGGGGAUCGAGGGCCGUGCGUGCAUGUAGGUAUACUCGUACAUAUAUGAGCAUCAUCGAGCUGUCUGGCUGUCCCUUGUGGUGGUGGUGCAUAUAGGAGCGUACAUAUGGGAGAGAGGGGGGCAUACACAUAAGCGGCUGUUUCAACUUUCCAGGUGGCACACGAGACGGUCAACUGUCAAGGUAGCGUUAGCGUCGACGCUUUUGCGGCACAAGGACGAGCGCCGGUGAGGCGAUGAGAGGAUUUUGGCGACCCAAGAUGCACACCUUUGUCGUCCUUGCGCUGACCACUGGCUGGCCAUCGUCCUUG
Messenger RNA from Tilletiaria anomala UBC 951, 605 nucleotides. RefSeq lists its product as uncharacterized. Lineage: Eukaryota; Fungi; Basidiomycota; Exobasidiomycetes; Georgefischeriales; Tilletiariaceae. The transcript has a single exon. Bases 90 to 392 code for a protein of 100 amino acids. The record is from RefSeq and is a predicted model, not a curated record.